UCGUGACCCACUGAUCUGGAGAUACUUUCUGAUUCAAGGUGCGGCAAGCUGGAGCUCGGUGGAUCAUCUCCACUCCCACACUGCACUACCUCACUGAACCUGCAGGGGAGACAACCACAACCUGGACUUUAUGGCAGAAUAUCUGCGUUGUUGUCCUGAGUGUCGUUCUCCUCAGCGUUUCACUCCUCCGUCUGCUCUGUCGUUUUUCCUGCACUCCCUGGUGUCAGAUACAGAGCCGAGGUUCUCCAUGUUUGGUUGUGGGUUGGAGCAGCUCAGCGUCUCCCUCAUGACCGUCAUGUUGAACUCUCCUAACGUCCUGGGUGUAGCAGGAACUCCACAACGCCAGAUCAACAGUAUUGGAUCAGGGAUCAGUUUUGUUUAUGACGGCCAACACAAAUUCAACAUCAUCACCUUAUAUUCAACUAACAGUGCAGAGAGAGAGCGUGCACGUGUGGAAAGGUUGAGAGUGAAUAGUAAGAUAUUCAUACAGGACAAUGAGGAUGAUGAUGAUGAUGAUGGUGCAGGGAGGCGGAGUUACAGCGUGGCUCCUCAGUUUCAGGAAGUGUUCCGCUCCGUUAACGGUUUUAUUUACGUAGCCAACGCCGAGACGAUGCCAGAGACGGCUGUAAGAGAGGAUGAGUUUGCUCAGAUCAGUGCUGUGCUGCAGCCUGAGUUUGGUCCUUCAUCUCGUCCUCUACUCGUUCUCUCCUGUGUGUCCCGAGAUGGAGAGAGUCAGAGAACGAGUGCAAGUGUUUCUGUCGCUCAUCAAUUAAAACUCAACCUGCUGCCCAACCCCUGGAUGGUACAGGACGUGGUAGCUGAGUCUCUCUCAGGUCUGUUGGAGGGGAUAUGUUGGUUACUCAAACACUCAGGACUCAGAGUUUAAAUGAUUUGUCGUUAUAUUUUUAUAUAUAAAAGCUUUAUCUUUAUAUCAGUUGAGAUUUUCGUCACUGUGAGUGGAAUUGAACCGUUGAGCUGUUCAGGUCUGAUGAUGUACCUGUUGAUGUUUGAUGUUCCUCAGGUCUACACCUGUGUGAACACCUUGUGUGUGUACAAAAGUCCUAAAAGGCCACACAUGAUAUUUUUUCUUUUCUUUUUUUCCAUUAUCACAAGUUUUUUUUCUCGCCAUAACGUUGUUUCCUUUUCUUUCCAUUGUGUAUUCGGCAUAAGAAAAUGUUUCAGAGGAAGCUGUCAGAUCUGUAACUUUACCGUACACAGUGAAAUAAAACAACGUUCCUUCAGAACCCUGGUGCUACAUAGAGAACAUAGAGCUACAUAACAGAACACGGAGUUAAGGACUGUAAGUGUCCUCACCGACCCUGAACAUGGAGUUAAAUUCAUCACCAGCUGACGUGAGGGAGCAGGACGUCUGCAUGGUUCUAUCCAUGUUUUUCUGCCUUUUUCCAUUUAUACCAAACAUCCAUCAGUUCCUCUAAACAAUCUGUUGUUGAAGCUUUAAAUACGUUUGUUUUAUUUGCAUCAACUGAUUUAUUUUUGUACAGAUGAAUAGAUCAUUAUGUUGAUUUCAUAUUAAAACAAGUUCUUUGACUCGUA
Messenger RNA from Silurus meridionalis, 1554 nucleotides. RefSeq names its product F-box protein 4 (gene fbxo4). NCBI's taxonomy places the organism in Eukaryota, Metazoa, Chordata, Actinopteri, Siluriformes, Siluridae. The record is from RefSeq and is a predicted model, not a curated record. The transcript has 6 exons. Gene Ontology annotation, cellular component: SCF ubiquitin ligase complex. Gene Ontology annotation, biological process: protein polyubiquitination; SCF-dependent proteasomal ubiquitin-dependent protein catabolic process. Bases 131 to 886 code for a protein of 251 amino acids.